AUGAUUCCUCUUGAGGACAGGCUCCGUAUGCAGAAGUACUAUAUUUCUCAUGUCCCCUGCCCUCUAGGACCUGCUGGCCUCGGACAGAGCGCGCGAAAGUGGCGAGUUCACCGACUUCGCCUUCGUCUGCGAAGGGCAAACAAUCAACGUUCACAAGAUCAUCAUCUGCGGCCAGUCCACGGUCUUUCAGAGAGCAUGGACUGGGGGGUUCAAGGUACCGCUCGCCGCCAAGAAGCUUCUUCCGGGAUAUAUGACAUGAACGAUCAUCCCCUUGAUGUAGUGAAUGGGAUGGUAGAAUACCUCUACACUGGAACAUAUGCGGUUCCAGAUGACGCUGACCUGUUGACCCAUGCAACCAUGUUCACCUUAGGAGACAAGUACGGCAUUGGCGGCCUACAAGAGCUUGCGAGUAAGAAGUACCUGGAAUGCUUGGACGAAAGCUGCAACCAUCACGAUUUCGCCAGUUCGAUCUCGCAAGUUUACAACCUCCCUAGGGAGACAUCCAAGACCCUUCGAGUUGGGGCACUAGUCUUUGCUAGAGACAAUAUGGGGACCGCGCUGGCUGCAACUGAGCUGGCAACGAUCCUUGAUGAUUUCUUGUACGAAUUUCCAGAGUUUGCGAGAGACCUUCUGAGUCUCUCUCUCAGAUUCUCGCGGAUGGGGAUUUGUGAUAACUUCUCUUGUGACUCACGAGGUACUGUUCCGAUCGAAAUCCUCCAAUGUCGAUGCCAAAAAUGUGGGAAAGGGGGCGCCAGAGCAGGGCUGAGCCUCCGUUCGUGGAGUAAGCUAUUGGACUACGAGUUUGGUGAGGAUGAGAAUGCCUCUAUUGGGAAAGAUCCGGGUUACCGCAGAUGGUAG
Molecule: messenger RNA, 858 nt
Organism: Fusarium odoratissimum NRRL 54006
Lineage: Eukaryota; Fungi; Ascomycota; Sordariomycetes; Hypocreales; Nectriaceae
Exons: 2
Coding region: 1-858 (285 amino acids)
Source: RefSeq, a predicted model, not a curated record